UUGGCACACCACCUCCAAGAUCGCUCUCCCGGUCGUCGGUGUCUGUCUCUUGAACAAUCUCCAUGGGUGAUUGUUCUCCUCGAGGUUAUUAAGACAGAGUGGUGAAUCCGUUUGGAUCACUUGUCGCUUUUGAGCCUCCAGAUUCGAACUCACUCCCACUUACACGGACUCUGUUGAUGUCCUGGCCAAUAUUCUUUGAAGUCCUCGACGGAUGUGGAUUGCUAAUCUUAUCUUGCUGGCGCAAAUCGCAGUAAUAUCAAAACAACUUCGGCUCUUCUCGCGCCCAGAUCGUCACUGAGGAUUUGGGAGGCAGUGAGUGCUACUGACGUUGGCAGAAGCGGUCUGAUCCAUCCACACCAGCCAGAUCUAGUGCGUUUUUUUAGAGUGAUUUUGUUCUUGGACUCGCCCGUGAUUUAGUUGCAUUUUUUUGGACACCAUGUCGGUGGGACCGCCAACGCAGCAGACCCCUCAUCCCAUGCAUCAUCCCCAUGCUCACCAUCACCGCAUGGGCAUCACCACCUACUACCGAACCAUUUCGGUGGACAACAAGCCCACCACCGUCAUCAUCGGACCAAAUGGCGAACCCUUGAAACUCCCGGAGAGCCUCGAGUCUCUUCCCAAGUCUGAUCACUUCCCCACUCAACGCCACCGAUGGAACACUAAUGAGGAAAUUGCUUCCAUGCUGAUUGCAUUUGAUAGACAUCAGGAUUGGCUUUCCAAAGAGGUCAAAAUCAGACCCAAAAGUGGAUCGAUGUUGUUGUAUUCACGAAAGAAGGUUCGUUAUCGACGCGAUGGGUAUUGUUGGAAGAAACGAAAAGACGGCAAGACCACCAGAGAAGACCACAUGAAGCUCAAAGUCCAGGGAAUGGAGUGCAUUUAUGGUUGCUAUGUUCAUUCAGCUAUUCUCCCCACAUUCCACCGACGAUGCUAUUGGCUUUUGCAGAAUCCGGACAUUGUCUUGGUUCACUACUUGAAUGUUCCGUAUCCGGAUGACAAUAAAUUGGUCAUCGCCAGUUCGGUCUCGCUUUGGGGCGAAAAGAAAGAAUGGACCAAGGAGGAACUCAUCUCGCAACUAAAGCCCAUGUUUUUUAGUGAGGAGGAACCAGAUCUCAACAAUGAACUGGAGAUCUCCACUGCCGAGACGGUGGAGGCCAUUGUGACGCAAUUGAUGGAAAAACAACGGGCUGCUAGGACCGCGGCGCUCAACAAGCAGCUGGAGUGCGGUUGUCCAGACUCCACGAAUCCAGAGAAGUCGUGCGGGCAUGUCCGCAAGGUGCAGGCCACAAAGAGUGAGGCCCAUACGACCUCGGGAACAACAGGACACGCCAGUGGAGGUGGACCCGGCACAGGGGGUCGGGCUCCCUCUUCCAGAUCCACACACCACCGCAGAAUGCUCAUGCAACAACGCAUGCAACAGCAACGCCUUGAGGGUAACCAGUUUUUCAAGGCCAAUGAUCGGUACUAUGGGAGUCAUCCCUCUCAGGGCAAUGGGCCAUCCUCGUAUUCGCAAGUGUCCUCGACCACUGGUAAUGUGGACAGUCGGCAAAGCCCCGGAACCCCAUCCCCGCAAAACCAGCCAAUGAACCCCUCGCAUUUGGUGUUGUCAGUAUCUCAAAUUCAAACCAACAAUGGUCUGCUGAUUCUAAAUAAUCAGAACCACCACAACCAGCCCUAUCUCCCACAACACCCUGCCCAUCCCAAUCCUCAUCAACAUCAUUCAACCGGCAUGACAAAUCUCCACGCCCAUCAGCACCCCGAACAAGCCGUUUCAAGUAAUCAAUCCGAUUCGGUGGACAGCCAUGGAUCAUCGCGAAACUCACCCAGCGCAACCACAUCUGUGAGCUCGGCAUUAAGGUCUCUGAACAACCUGUCAGACUUUGCUUUGGAGAACAAUGGCAACUAUGAGCCCUACUCUGUCACGGACACGCUCCUCUCUGCUGGUGGCGAGUCCGAUUCGGCUCAUGGUGACUCUCGCGGCGCCAAUCGCAAUACCGAGGGAAAUCCCAAAGAGACCACCAUGCCCUCUGGGAACACCCCGCUCCUAGAUUUCAAAUCGGCCUUCCCAGAGAUGGACAGCAAGUCAGAAAUUAACUUCCAUCACGAGCCCCUGGAUAAUGACGACAUCUCGCGUACCCUUCAGGCCAACAUGCCCUCAUCAUACCAACAAAAGGCUCACCCUCAAAACCUGGUGGCGGGUCAUCAUGGCCCCGUUAGUCAUUCCCAUGGAAGCAACCCACACGGGUUGCACUCUCAUGGACAUCACUCGAAUCACCACCCAGUGGAUUUAAAUCCAAUGGAGUUCAUUGAGCAUGAUGUAGUCAACCCGUCGGCCGCGGGCUUUGAUGUGUCCUUGGACCCCUUCAACAUGCUGGACGAAUUCUCAGACUUGGACGGUAACCCGUCUCAUUAUACUCACGCCCAUGGAAGCAGCAUGGGGCCAUCCGGAUCGGUUGCUAAUCAUCCGAACGCGAUGGCCGGGUCUCCCCCCGGGGGCUCCGCUAUGCUUUCUCAACAUCUACCUGGACCAAUGCUAAGCAGUGUGUCCGGUGGAAAUGCUGCCCACCACAAGAACGGUGGAUUACUCAACCACGCUGGCAAUAGAGAAUUGGUUCAAAUUACGGACUACAGUCCCGAAUGGGCGUGGCCAGACGGCGGUAUCAAGAUUCUAGUCACCGGUCCAUGGCAUCACACGGCCAGCUCCGGAUAUCAGAUCCUAUUCGAUGAUGUGCCGGUUCCAACCUCUCUGGUACAAAAUGGGGUCCUUCGCUGCUACGCCCCAGCUCACAAGGUUGGAGAGGCGCAAUUGGAGGUGGCCCAAGAGGGUCAAAAAAUCAGCUCCCCUGUGAUAUUUGAGUACAAACCUGUUGCUCAAGAUGAGACACUUCGCCUUCUUCCCCCGUUUGCAUCCAUUGUUAUGGAUGCCGAGAUCAACCAGUGCUCCCCCGCCAUAAUGAGUGGGUCUUCUUCUUUAGAAGGCGGCCACUCCCCUACGAAACCAAGUACCGACUCUACGUUGAUCAAAAAUUUGGAAAACGAUUUUAUGAAGAGAGAGAAAUCCGUAUUUAUGAUAAAGAAUAAUGUGGCCAUUGCCCACGACGAAGAGAAGAAUUUAUCCUACCACGUUGAGAGAAUUUUAAAGUUUAACUUAUGGAAGAAAUUGGAAUCUAUUGUGAACGCCAUGACAGAAGAAGAAACCAAUGGUGCUGGCAAUGCGCAGUCAAAUCAUCUGAAAAUGGAAAAGAUAAAUGUGAUGGAAAACUCCCUGGUGUCAAUAGUACAAAGUCUGGCGUCAGCCACCAAAGUCGAAAAGCGGGGCCCUGCUAAUUCUUGGAAGUCUAAAUCCGAGACCCCGAACUUUGUGAACCUGAAGAGCCCCUCUCCGUUUUGGAGCCAAGAUGACGAGACCGCCUCCCAGAUCUCGUUCAAUUCCGACAAGCCCAACAAAGAGGAACAGAACACGCUCCUUCACAUCACAGCGGCCCUUGGCUACACAAAACUCACCUGCUCGCUUCUUCAAUGGUCGGAUGAAAACCCAUACGCUUUGUUAAGUAAAGAAAUUAAUGCUCUAGCCCAAGAUCAAGAAGGAUUUACGCCUUUGAUGAGAGCCUGUCUGAACGGGAAAGAGGAAACGGCGUUGUUGCUCUAUCAUUGGAACCCAUUGGCCUUGAAAGUUUUGAACUACGAUGGGGAGUCAUGUUUCGAUCUAGCUGCUCCUUACGACUGCCUCUGUUCCCAAUUGGAAAAAUUUGAGCGCAUCCGCCACUUAUCUGAACCUAGUGGCAAAACUGACGAGUUUGCAAAGCCCUCAAGUGUCUCCAGCAAAAAGCUCGAUGAAACGCAUCCGGACCCUUCCGGUGGGUUGACUUCCCUUCGGAAGAUCCGCUCUACCUCUCCUGCCUCAUUGGCCAGAAGUUUUCGAUCAGUCUCGCCGUCAAUGCAGCAGCCUUUGACGGUGAACGUGGACUUUCCAACUUCGACUGGGGUCUUGCAUCCUCGUCGCAGGCUCUCCAAACGAUCCUCGUUUGACUCGGGCAUUAACAUGCAUCAGGGUGACGGUUUCAGCCGACCAUUCUUGGACAAGAAAGAUGCCAAAACUGCUGCCAAAAGCUCUUUUUACUUAAGACGAAAUGCUAGUUCGGACAAGGUCUUUCAAAAGCCCUCGCAAGAGAACCCCCGGUCGCCAAUCAUCGAUGUAGAGGGUCUCUCAGAUGAAGACCAAGAGGAAAAAAGCAAGAAGAAACGCGAUAGCGUGUUCAAAGAACCUACUCCCGAGAAGCCGCUCCCCACCACGAAUCAUUUGGAUGAAGUGGAAGACCAGAGAGUCUUGACCCUGGCCGAGCAAUUCAUUGCCGCUAUGCCAGAUCGCAUCAAGAAUGAGAGCGAAUCAGAGCCCAUGUUGAUCUGUUAUCCAAGUCCGCAGGCCGGCGAAGGUACUUCCAUUCAGGAUAACUCGCAAUCCGAUGAUCUGGGAGUUGAAUCAAUGUGCGAUGAUUUGGAUGUGGAAUUCGACUUUAACUUUGAGGAGACUUGUAGCUACCGGGAGAACUUCACACCCAACUCCAGUCUGUCGCCCAAUUCAUCUUGUCUACAAAGCCCCGCCUCCUAUACAUUUGAGUCACCGUCACCCUGCGGGUCCCGCUCUUUCUCAGUGGACUUCAUCUCCCCACCCUGUACCACGGCGGAUCUGCAAGAGUUUCUUAUGGCUUCCGCGAAAUGUGAGAAGGAUUUGAGCAACCUAACUCUCUCAGAUCAGGAACAAAGAGAGCUGUAUGAAGCUGCACAAAUCAUUCAAAAAGCCUAUCGAUCCUACAAAGGCCGAAAGAUGGAAUCCGAGUAUCAGGAGAAGGAAGCCAAGGCGGCCGUUGUCAUUCAGAAUUACUAUAGACGCUACAAACAAUAUCUGUAUUGGAAGCAAAUGGCCAAGGCAGCCACGGUGAUACAGAACAAGUAUCGCAUCUACUGCGAGCACAAGCGGUUCAAGAAGUCCCAAGAGGCUGCCACCUGCAUUCAAAAUUACUAUCGGACUUACAAAGAGCAUCGGGACAGGCCUCGAGGUAGUCGAGAAUCCACACCAUCAAGUGGAUUAAAAAGGACCUAUUCUCAGAGACGACAACAUCAAGCGGCCAAAAAGAUCCAACAAUUCAUGAGGAAGACCCAUUUAAGGCCACCCUAUGGGACCGUGUUUGUGUUGAGGCGUUGUGGGCCCCCGUGGCGAUUGGAAUUACUCCCCACGGACUCGAGUCCAGUGUUUCGAAAGCCCUUGGGCCUAAUUGGAGCUGCGGAGCGAGCGGGGCCCGGAUGUUUCACUUGCUCCACGGGGAGCUCUGGCCCCAACUCCUCCUCUUCCGGGAACAGCGGUCCUCACGGAGGUCUCAACCCAUCCAAUCACGCUGCAAGCGCCAAUGGGCGUAAACGCGAGGCAGUCGGCCACUUUGGCCCAGCAGGCUCAAUCAUUCCACCCAAGCUCUCCUCAGCCGCGGCAGCCUACGCCAAUAGUCAAACCGGAGUGAAUGUGCCGCCACCACCACCACCACCACCACCACCAGGGGGCUCUGCCGCACACAUGAAGGCCUUGCCGCCUCACGCAACCUCCGCCUAUUAUUCGUUACAACAGCCGCCCCAUCAUCACCAUCAUCAUAUUAACAGCAACUUCAUGGCCGGAGUCGGCGCCCAUGGGCAACAUUUGAACGGGAACACGGGGAGCUACUAUGGGUGGGUGACGGGACCUAAUGGACACCCUGGAGCUCAUCAUCACCAUCACCCGCAUCAUAACCACCCAAUUCAUCACCAUCAUCCGAUUGUGAAUGGCGCCCAAAAGUGAACUGGUGACGGGAUGGAAAUAAUUUCUGGCACAUGACAUUCUCAUUAUGAUAUGUAGCUGAUCAAUUUGUAAACUCUUAGUACGCCCUCCCUUUCCCCCGUAAUACCAAGCCAUUUAUUGUGGCUGCUUUUGGAGCCACUGAAGCGCAACUUGAGUUUGACCUUUGAAAUGUCCUUUCUCCCUGACUUGAGCCCACUCAAAACUUAGAGUACAUUCGUUUUGUUCUUCAAUUCAAUUGUAGGUACCAUUGAACAACAGAAUCCACCACCGAGUAUGUCUUUGUCAGUAUUCUCUUCUUUAUUGAUAAUCAAAAUUUCUAAUAAAAAUUCAUUUGGGUUGAAAUGUUCACGACCUGUUGCCACCCAAAAAAGUAUCAGUG
Messenger RNA from Tigriopus californicus, 6200 nucleotides. It is a transcript of the gene Camta, whose product is annotated as calmodulin-binding transcription activator 1-like. The transcript is spliced from 25 exons. Gene Ontology annotation, biological process: regulation of transcription by RNA polymerase II. Gene Ontology annotation, molecular function: protein binding; double-stranded DNA binding; transcription coregulator activity. The coding region runs from base 437 to 5821 and encodes 1794 amino acids. The record is from RefSeq and is a predicted model, not a curated record. Lineage: Eukaryota; Metazoa; Arthropoda; Copepoda; Harpacticoida; Harpacticidae. Gene Ontology annotation, cellular component: nucleus.